CUUGUGCCCCCUUGUGGGAAACUUGGGAGCUAUCAUCACCUUUAGAUACAACUUAUUCGACAUGUAAUUAAACACUGACCUGCGGUAACCUUGCUAAAACCUUGUAAAUUGUGCAUUGACAUUAACAUUAUACUAGACACUUGACACUUAUGUUCCUGCUCGUGUUGGUGUGGAGGGAAAUGAGCUGAUGAAUAUUCUGGUCAAACAAACACUUAGAAUUAAGCAUGUAGACCUACAGGAAAAGUUGAAGCUAAGACAUUCACUGGGACAUAUGCACAAUCAGUAUAACAGGAGUAUUGGGAUGAUAAUAAACUAGAAGACAUCAAUAUUAUAUACAAAGACAUGUGCUCAGAGGAUGGUGGGCUGGAAACGAAAGGAAGAAAAUGUCACCAUCACUUGUCUGAGAAUAGGUCACAUAGGUCUCAACCAUACAUGAUAUAGAUUAGGCAAGCACCCAACCAGCAAAAGGCACACAACCAGAAUCAGUCGAACAAGUACUACUGCAUUGUAGAAAAUACAAUAUCAAGAGAAAUCACUUUCCUCUGUCACUAAGGAAGGCGACACACAAUGACUUUUCAUUGUCAGGUCUCUUGGAGAAAACGGAAAGCAAGAUGUACUGUGGCAUUAUUAAGUUUUUAAAAGAAACUGAUUAAACUAAAUAAUCUAGAGGGGUUUUUUUCUGCAUAAUCUCUUCUUCCACACUCCAUUCCAGUCGGUGGCGGUAAUGCGCCUCUAAGCUGGUUUGCCAACCGCCAAUAAACACCAAAGAAGAAGAAGAAAUGACACUUGGGGCAAAGCAGUCACAUCUGCCAUAGACUGCAACCAGAAAACAAACAUCUGCUGCAUUAUGCUACUCUCUGAAGCAGAGUAGUUUCAUUUUUUUACACAGUCGAAAGUGUCAUCGAUUAUUAGCUUAUGUUAGUGAGCUGGGUGGAGCAUGACCAUAUCUCAGAUACGGCUUUUGAGGAAAGUAAACUUAGCGAUAGCAGGUCGGGCUGGCAGCUAAAGGCGAGAGUGGACAACAAUGCUGCAGCUGGGAGAUGAAAUCUCUCUCUACUCCCUCGUCUUCGUGGUGGUCCUGCUGGGGACCCGGAGCCCGGUGUGGACAACCGUCCUCACCGCCUCCCUCUACCUCUUUCUGGCCAUGUUCCGGUUCCCCCAGGUACCAGCCAACCGAGCCCGGCAGGUGCUUCACCCAGCCAAGGGCGCGGCGGGCUCCGGUAAAGUGUCGGUGGUCGCCCACCGGGGCGGCGGGCACGACGCACCGGAGAACACGAUAGCAGCCAUACGGGAGGCCAGUAAGAACGGGGCGACAGGUGUGGAGUUGGACCUGGAGUUCUCAGCAGAUGGUGUCCCAAUACUGAUGCACGAUGAGACCGUAGACCGGACCACCAACGGGUCGGGACCACUCAGCCAAUUGAAAUUUUCUGACUUGAGUAAAUUGGACGCAGCAGCUAAACAUCGACUCAGGGAGAAGUUUGCUGGGGAGAAAAUUCCAACUCUGGAGGAGGCAGUGGAGGAAUGCAUCAAACUGCAGCUCACCAUUUACUUUGAUGUCAAAGGUCAUCCAGAUGAGGCAGCCGCAGCCCUUACAGACUUGUAUGUGAAACAUCCAGUCCUCUACAACAACAGCAUCGUCUGUUCUUUCGAGCCCAAAGUCAUCUACAGGAUGAGGCAGAGUAACCCAGACGUGGUCACAGCAUUGACCCACCGGCCCUGGAGCCUGAGUCGGUUUGGAGAUGGUACCCCACGUUUCUCAUCACCGUGGAAACACCACUGGAUUACACUAAUGGACAUGGUGUUGGACUGGGCGCACCAUCACGUACUGUGGAAGCUCUGUGGCAUCUCAGCCUUCCUGAUACAAAAGAAUUUUGUCUCACCGGACUAUGUGCAGUACUGGGCCCAGAGAGGGGUGGAGGUGGUAGCCUGGACAGUCAACACAAACAUGGAGAAAGUGUAUUACCAGGAGCUGCUGCAAGUCAACUACAUCACAGACAGCCUUGUGGAAGACUGUGACCCCCAUUACUGACACUCACAUGAACCCAGCAUACGACAUGUUCAAACACAUACUCAUUAAAAAAGAUCAAAUCAAAGGAGUUCUCAUCACUCAUACAGUGGCAUCAGGUAAAAGAACAUAUGCCACUCAUUGUUUUCCAUACACACUUUGAUUACUGUUUUUGUGUGUAUGCGAGCUUGUAUGUUUCUAUGUGGAUGUUUGCACAGAAGAAGAAUCAUCCUGACUAGACUGGGUGUCAAACUCAAUAACAAGAGGCAAAGUAAGAGGUUUUAUUCUGAUUUAAUCAUUUUAAUAAUAUCAUGAAUUCACUCAGACAUGCUGAGGUACCUGAUGUGCAUUUAUAAACAUUUUAAUACAAUAAUACGUGUCUAUAAUAGACCAGAAUCAAAUGUACUGUAUUCACCAGCUCAGGACUGCUCUGGUUUUUUUUCCCUUCUGGUUAUUGUGCAUAUCAUACUGUCUUUCAAAACCUCUAAAGUCAUGCACUGUCCUUUCUACCCAGAAAAGGUCUGAAUGAAACUACCUAGAAUAACACUCAUUUAGAAAUAAUACAAGUAAACAUGUAAAAUUUUUGAGAUAUGCACAUAUGAAACCGAAAUGUAGAAAUACAGUAGGAUUGGCAUACAGAUAGCAAGUUUUCAGGCUGGUGACAGAUUUCAGAUUAAUGUUCAUAUAUACAUCAUGCAAUAUAAUUAUAAUAAAUUUCAGCAUCAGCGUUUUUGAAAAAUAAUGUGAUCUUGUUUGAGAAACAUCAUUUGUUGUUCUUGGUAGUAGAGUCUAACCUUUGUACCCCACUGUAUCUGUAGAGGGAAACCAGAGACGAUCAAAUGUCAAAUGUGUCUCAAGAAUUGUAAUUACUCUCAAGUAGAAGACAUAGACAAGAUAUGAAACACAGAAGGGCAGUACAGAGGAACAGUAAAAGACAAGUAAUGAUAAGAAUAAGGAAUUCAGGAGUGUGAGGUUAUAUGAGGCGUUAAAACUGCAGUAGAUCUGCAGAAAUUUGUCCUCAGAGAUGACAGCUGAUGUAAAAUAACAUACACUGUGUGGGAGGUGUAGUGUUGGAUAUCACCCGGGAUAAGUCUGUCUGAGCUGCUUCUUGUCCCGGCUGAUCAGACUGUCACCUCACACAGUAUGGAGUCACUCAGGUGGUUUUCACCUGAAUAAGACAGAUUGGUGGUUUCUCUUUAACAAAUCUUACAUCUUACAAAGAUGUUAUGAAAGCAUUCAGCAAAAUAGGCGCUGUAAUAGUAGAUGAUCAUGUAUUAUAGUUUAUUCUAAGCUCUUGUGUGACCUUGUGCAUACAGUCAGUCUUUAUACAUGUACACACAAAAAAAUGGUGGUUCUUCAGCGGUUCUUUGGGGUGGUUGAGGUGCUAUAUGGCACUACUGACGUACAAAGAACCUUUUAAGCCCAGUAUGGUUCUUCAGCGGUUCUACAGCGGUUCUUUGGGGUGGUUGAGGUGCUAUAUAGUACUGCUGCUGUACAAAGAACAUGUUAAGCCCCUGUAUGGUUCUUAAGAGAAAAAAGAAGAAUAAAAAAACACAUUAAAGUACAGAGUAUUUCCUGAGGAUAACACAUUAAACCAGUGGUUGUCAACCUUUUUGCCCCCCUGUGUCUGAGGAAAUAUUCCAGGCCCCCUCCCCCCCUUAUUAUUUUAUACUCUGUUUAUUUACCAAUAACCUAACCCAUAUAAUAUCCGUGUUGGUGGGAUGCAACAAGACAGUUUGGGUGCUGAGAGCUGUCAGUUGCAGUUUAAAUUCUGUGGGAGGAGGAAUACAAUUGGAGGAUUAGAUAAAGCUGACUGUAGUCCAUGAAUGAAUGUAAACUGAUAAGCUCUUCUCCCCAAAAUUAUGUCACAAACUUCAAUAAAAAGGCUGUCAUUAUAUUCA
Molecule: messenger RNA, 3906 nt
Organism: Thunnus maccoyii (southern bluefin tuna)
Lineage: Eukaryota; Metazoa; Chordata; Actinopteri; Scombriformes; Scombridae
Gene: gde1
Product: glycerophosphodiester phosphodiesterase 1
Exons: 6
Coding region: 1025-2029 (334 amino acids)
Biological process (GO): lipid metabolic process
Molecular function (GO): phosphoric diester hydrolase activity
Source: RefSeq, a predicted model, not a curated record